AUGCUCACUUGCACACGCGACGUUAUCACAGUGGAGAUCUGCGGUGCGCUGAAGAACAUUCUCGUACUGGCUGCGGGUAUUGUCGACGGUCUUCGUUUGGGCACCAACACCAAGUCUGCCGUCAUCCGCCUGGGACUCUACGAAAUUGGCCAGUUCUGCCAGUACAUGUACGCCAAAUACGUGUCCUCAUCCGACCUGCUAAACAUAUUUCGUAUUUGUUCCCACUAA
Molecule: messenger RNA, 228 nt
Organism: Dibothriocephalus latus
Lineage: Eukaryota; Metazoa; Platyhelminthes; Cestoda; Diphyllobothriidea; Diphyllobothriidae
Source: the annotation of a GenBank genome assembly